Scophthalmus maximus (turbot) is the source of this 1904-nucleotide messenger RNA. It is a transcript of the gene prim1, whose product is annotated as DNA primase subunit 1. Gene Ontology annotation, biological process: DNA replication, synthesis of primer. Bases 237 to 1679 code for a protein of 480 amino acids. The record is from RefSeq and is a predicted model, not a curated record. Lineage: Eukaryota; Metazoa; Chordata; Actinopteri; Pleuronectiformes; Scophthalmidae. The transcript has 14 exons. Gene Ontology annotation, cellular component: alpha DNA polymerase:primase complex.
CACGUCCGACGUGUUUUUAUGUAUUUAUGUUUAUAUCUUCGUUCACCGGAAGUUCCGGGUUACGAUCGAUGACGACAUCGCCCGUUCCUCGUCUCAUUGGUCGUGUCCGCUCCUCAUGGGUUUUCCCGCGCUGUUAAAGAAACGUACAACAAGCUGUGGUUGCGUCGGGUUAAAAAACCACCGAUACCGGAGCAGAGUCUAGUUUGUUACCGGAGCAGAGUCCUUAUUACCGGGAGAUGCCGUCCUCCGGUUACGACGCGGCCUGUCUGCCGGAUCUCCUGCCGCUGUAUUACCGGCGACUCUUCCCCUUCGCCCAGUAUCACCGCUGGUUGAACUAUGGCGGAGUGCAGAAGAACUACUUCCAGAAUCGCGAGUUCUCCUUCACGCUCAAAGACGACAUCUACGUCCGCUACCAGUCGUUCAGCACGCAGACGGAGCUGGAGAAGGAAAUGCUGAAGAUGAACCCGUACAAGAUCGACGUUGGAGCGAUAUACAGUCACAGGCCGAAUCAACACAACACGGUGAAGUCCGGGACCUUCCAGGCGCUGGAGAAGGAGCUGGUGUUUGAUAUCGACAUGACGGAUUAUGAUGAUGUCAGAAGCUGUUGCAGUGCUGCGGAGAUUUGUUCCAAGUGCUGGACCCUGAUGACCAUCGCUGUUCAUAUCCUGGAUCGAGCGCUCCGAGACGACUUUGGUUUCCAGCACCUGCUGUGGGUUUACUCUGGCCGAAGAGGAGUGCACUGCUGGGUGUGUGACGAAGCUGCCAGGAAGCUGUCGGUGGCCGCUCGCUCUGCCGUCGCGGAAUACCUGAGCCUGGUGAAGGGUGGAGACGAGACGGUGAAGAAAGUGGUGCUGACGGAUCCUCUUCAUCCCUUCAUCAGAGAGUCUUUGGCGGUGGUGGAGCGAUACUUCCCCCAGUACGCUCUUCACGAACAGGAGAUACUGAGCCGCAAGGAAUCUGUGGACAAAGUGCUGGCGCUGGUGCCUGAAGAUGUGAGAAAAGAGUUGCAGCAGGAUUUCAAGAAUGAGAUGAAACCAGAGAGUCGCUGGAAACUGGUUCAGGAUCAAGCCAGUAGGAAACAGGCCACUGCCAAGAAGGGCCAACACUUCGAGAAGGAGAUCAUGCUGCAGUAUUGUUACCCGCGGCUCGACGUGAACGUCAGUAAAGGCGUGAACCACUUGCUGAAGAGCCCCUUCAGUGUCCACCCCAAGACAGGACGCAUUUCUGUUCCCAUGGACCUGGAGGAACUGGACACGUUUGAUCCUUUAGCUGUUCCCACCAUCAGUCUGAUUUGUGAGGAGCUGGAUCGGCCCAGAGCAGCAGGAGGAGGAGAGGAGUCGGAGGACGUGAAGGAGAAGGAAAACGAGAAGGACGCGGCGGAGAGACGAAAGAUCAGAGUGACUUCUUCAGUUUCCUUGAGGGAAAACCUUCAAAGCUUUCGGCUUCAGUUCCCACCUGAAAUUAACAAAACCAAACGAGAGAAGAGAGAAAACCCCGGGGGCUUAAAGAGGAGGAGAAUCGGUCAGAACGCACAGGACAACGUGUCUCGGACCCAAACAGAUUACAAAAGAACCAGUCUGGCAAAGUACGUGAAAUACUUCGAUCAGUUUCUGGACGGACUGGCUCUUUCGUGGAAGGGAGAGCUUCUCAAAAAGAGCGAUCUUGAGAAAGACUUCUGACCGGGAUCAACACUUGUGCGGUGGCGCCGUGGCUUUAAAUGCGCGCGGUGGUGGAAUAUUGCCAUUGUUCUGAGGCAAUGUCAGAUUCAGAAAUAAUACAUUCAUAAAUUAAACAAGAAUAAUUCCUUGUCUUUGAAAAAUGCCAUUUUUAUAUUUUCUGUCUUGUUGUCUCUUCUACAUUUUGCUACUGUACAGUCAUUUGUGAAAAUAAAUACUCUUUCAAAA